CUCCAAGGGCUGGGGACCACCCUGCGGGGCGCGCCCGGCUCUCGGCUGCAGCCACCGCCCCUCCUUGCGGCUGGAGCUUUUCCAGAGCAGAGGCGCAGCGUCGGUCCUCCUGCUCCUCCUCCUCCUGGGGUGCUCCUCCUCCUCCUCCUCUCCGCCCUCCUUCCCCCUGUCUCCACCGCUAACUUUCCCAACCAAGCCAGCGGCGCAGAGCUCGCUGCCAGCUUUGGGGGGCCCACCCCACUGCAGACAGCGGGCACCCCACGCGCGCCCCUUUGCCCCGUAGUCCACCCAAGCCCCGCGCUCCGGGCGCGCUCCGGAGACACCAGAACGAUGGCCGGGUUUGGGGACCGAGGCCAAGCCGGGGCCAGAUGGCUGGGCGUUGGGCUUUUGGGUUUCCUCCUGCUCCCUGUGUCCCUGUCGCUGGAGGUGUCCGUGGGGAAAGCGAUGACGAUCUACGCAGUUAAUGGCACCGAGAUCCUGCUACCCUGCACCUUUACCAGCUGCGUCGGCUUUGAGAACCUCCGCUUCUGGUGGUCUUACAACAGCAGUGACACCUACAAGAUCCUCAUCGAUGGCACCGUGAAGAAUGAGAAGACUGAUCCCAAGGUGAGGCUGAAGACGGAUGACCGCAUCACUCUGGAAGGUUCCACCAAGAAGAUAAACAACAUCUCCAUCCUGCUAAGGGACCUGGAGUUCACCGACACGGGCAAAUACACUUGCCAUGCCAAGAACCCCAGAGAGUACUUCCUGGAGCACCAGGCUACCAUCUUCCUGCAGGUCGUCGACAAACUGGAAGAAGUGGACAACACCGUGACCCUCAUCAUCCUGGCUGCUGUGGGGGGCUUCAUCGGGCUCAUUGUCUUCAUCCUUCUGGUCAAGAAGCUCAUCGCUUUCAUCAUCAAGAAGACUCAGGAGAAGAAGAAGGAGUGCCUGGUGAGUUCAUCAGGCAACGACAACACGGAGAAUGGGGUGCCCGGCUCCAAGGCAGAGGAGAAGCCACCCACCAAAGUGUGAGCCCCUGCAGGGGGCCUCGAAACAAGGCUUUGAGCCCUGUUGUGUCGCUCCCCAGCCCCCCACCUCACGCCCUGAGACAUCGCUGCUUGGCUCGAACUGUAGAACUUACCGGUGGGGACAAGUGGUCUCCUGCCUGGCUCCUCACCCCCCUUCCCAGCCAGGGCUCCCCAGGACAAGGGCUGGCCAAGGGAAGGGGGAUGGGGGAAGACUCAGGAAGAGGAAGGAGAGGUCAACUCCCCCUCACACCUGAGUCCAUGGGGUUAUCUUUAGUCUCCCCAACCCUCCAGAUCAAAGCCUUGGUUUCCCUCCAGAUUUCACUGCAAAAGAGACUUCGGGUGCUCAGUGAGGGCUCUCCCAAGAGCUGAACGGUGUUGGGAGAAGAAACACAGUUGGGGUGUGGUAGAUUGAAGAGACUGCAGAGGAUAGGGGUGGCUUUUGGGGGAACCCCUGAGCAGGCAACCUCAAUAGGGGCUUACCUCUACACCUCUCUACUGAGCAAUUCCUUGUUCUCUAACUAUCCUCAGUUAGUUUUGGGGUUUUCUGGCUCCCCUACCCAGCCCCUCUGAUUUCUGGGUUCCUGUGGUGCUCAUAAAGUGGCCCUUCAGUCUUCCAAGAGCACCUUUGCCAGCGCUUCUCCCCUGGGGUUCAGGGCAACCCCCGCUCUGCCCAGGCCCCCCUUCUGUGCCUCCUCUCCGUGGCCUGCUGUGCCCCACCCAUGGGCCCCCUCCUCCCUGCAGGCUCAGGGCUGCCCUUUGCCUUAGGGAGAAGUCCUUGGUUUGGGGGCUGCUUCCUGCCAGUCCCUUUGGCACCCCAAGGUUGGGGAGGAGCUGGCAGGUGGCCCUUAAGUUUUUUUUGCUUUUCCAUGACCCAUUCUGCACACCCCCUGUGGGUGUGUGGGUGUGUGGGUGUGAAUGUGGGUGUGGAGGGCUAGACCGUGCCUUAGCCCCCCAUUCCCAACUCAUUCCCCAGGCGUUUUCCUCAGUCCAGUGCUUGGGGAUACCAAGAGGGGUCCCCAGCUGCCCGGCCAGAAGUGAGCAGGGAAUGAAUCAGAGAGCAGGGGUUGUAACACUGGGCCCUGCAGUCAGGCCUGGGCCAGGGAGGCAGCUGCAGGGUCUUCCCAUCUCUCCCUCCCUGAGACAAACCAACCUCUGGGCUCUGGGCCCCUGGCACAUAAGGAGGAGACUCGUUUCCCAGAGUCUUAGGACAAUCUUAGGGUGCAUCUGCCAGUGUCCCAGAGGAGAUGGGUUGGUCUGAGGGAGCCAGGCUCCCAACCUGACUGCUGCUUCAUUUGCACCCUCACUGUCCCCCAUCCCUCCUGGCCUAUAUCC
Messenger RNA from Suncus etruscus (white-toothed pygmy shrew), 2342 nucleotides. RefSeq names its product sodium voltage-gated channel beta subunit 4 (gene SCN4B). Gene Ontology annotation, molecular function: transmembrane transporter binding; sodium channel regulator activity. Gene Ontology annotation, cellular component: voltage-gated sodium channel complex; membrane. Bases 331 to 1014 code for a protein of 227 amino acids. Lineage: Eukaryota; Metazoa; Chordata; Mammalia; Eulipotyphla; Soricidae. The record is from RefSeq and is a predicted model, not a curated record. The transcript is spliced from 5 exons. Gene Ontology annotation, biological process: regulation of ventricular cardiac muscle cell membrane repolarization; regulation of sodium ion transmembrane transporter activity; cardiac muscle cell action potential involved in contraction.